AAGAAAUUAAGAAGCAUGAGCAAUGUGUGAUAAAAAAAUACGCACAAAAAACUGACGCUGAAAUUAGCAACGAGCACUCCAGACAGCCGGACUUGUGGCAGUUCUUAAUGUUUGCAGCAACAACAAAGCCAAAUAAACGACACGUCAACGUUGCGGCCCGAAAAUGUAUUGCCUGCAAUGUUUACUCCCCGUAUUGCUCAUACCAAAACCCACAAACCCAGCGCUUAUGGAAACGCAUGUCAUGUUCAUAGUGCUAUAUUUAAUAGGCUUCUUUCUGGAACGGAAGCCAUGUACGAUCUGUAGCCUGGUAUUCAUCACCGCCGUUUCGCUGAUCUGCUACAGCGGCGUGGGCAACUGCAUCUUCUGGGGCAACUGCGAGGGACAUCACUGUGAAAAUGGUUAGACGCCGCCGACCCAAUUCAACAGCAGUGUACAGAAUACAGGAGUGCUAAAUAAUAAUUACGUUCGCGUUGCUACAGCUUUACAAUAGAUACAAUUUGCAUACACAAACAAUCCAACAAACAAACAAACAGUCAGUGAUAAAAGUGAGUGAGUCAACAAGAGAGGAGGAGAGCCGAAGUGUGUGGUGUGUACGUAACUCGUACGUGAAAGUUUGUAAACAGAAGAGGAAACUAAACUGUAUAUCUGCCCACUCAGAAAGCCAAAAGAAAAUAUUAACAAGUCCAUCCCAACGCGUUCGAUAGCCUGUUUCUACUGCUGGUAUUUUGUGUUUAUGUAUUUUAAUUUAGCUAAAUUUUCUGCCCCUCCCCCCAAAUCCAAAUUGUAUUCAACUGUUUUAUUUAGAAUUAGAGGCGAGAGUUUCGUUUUAACAAGCGCUACAAAAUGUAUUGUAAAUUUUCUGAUUAUGAGGAGAGGUACCCCGUCAAUGCAACUUGAGAUUAGUCAUAUGUUAUUAAAAUAAACUAAUUGUAAAAAGAAAGAAACGAAUUAUAAUAUUGCUGUGCGUCCUUGCUGCGCCAAUGGACGUUGAUAUCGGUUGUUCCCUGUCCUGUGCACAUGCAAAUUGUAUAUAUAUAUAUACACACACGACAAGCAUACAUAUAUACAUUACAUUUGAUUGAUAUAUAAAUGUAUAAAAUAAUCAAAAAAAAAAAAUGUUGGAUUUUCUUUACGAAUUGCACUUCGUAAAAUUAAUUUAAGCAACUACAAAUUUUCCAAUUUGUUUGGACACGAGUUUAAGAAAAAUCACAAAAUAACGUAACAGAAACGAAGAAUAUCUAUUAAUAAAAACAUUAAAGUAAAAUAAAACAAUUUAUUGACGCUGUAGCUAACGAGAUGUUUUCAUUUCAAGUGCAAGCUGCAGCUGAAGAUCGUUAGCAUUGGGAUAGCUACGUGACAUCUACCUUUGGACAGCUUAAAUUGUUUAUUGUUGUGCUUCUCUGUGUGUAUUAUUGAAUAACUUUUCUGAAUCGAAAUUAAUAAAAUUCUAUUCUGUGUUUCUCCUAUAUGCCACCCAUAUUAUUAUUCUUGGGCGCAUGCACUAAAGUAUCCAGAGCAUAGUUCUAAUAAAAUCCUCCAUUAUAAUGCACACAGUAUCUUUUGAUUUCCAAUUAUCCACAAUUUUAUUCGCUUCAAAAUGUAUGUAUAUAAAAAAUUUACAAUUUGUUGGUGUUUUUUUUUUUGUUUGUUUACUUACUAAAAACUACAGAAAAGUAUUAAAAAUAAAAUACUAGAAUUUAUAUACAAAUUUCAUCGGAUUUAUUGUGAAAAAAAGGACGAAAAGAAAAAUACUUCAAAACUGUAGACAUAUAUUCAAAAGAAAUACGAUUUAUCUUCAAGGCUCACAAAACUUGAGAGGACCGAUUGGAAUGUUAUACAUACAAUAUCUUUUUUACGAAAAUAUAGAAAUACAUAUAUAGAAAUAGUGGGGGAAGGAGAUAUAGGUGGAAACAUAUAUAAAGAGAUUUCUUUUGGGGGCCAAAACUCAAAAUUUCUAUCGAUUGACGUUUUCAUUUUUGGCGUUUUGGGGGCUGCUACACAUGCAAACGCAUUAGUUUUGAGAUGUUUUCGGAAUCGAGCAACGGAUGACGACACAGUUACAA
Molecule: messenger RNA, 2063 nt
Organism: Drosophila novamexicana
Lineage: Eukaryota; Metazoa; Arthropoda; Insecta; Diptera; Drosophilidae
Gene: bc10
Product: bladder cancer-associated protein
Exons: 2
Coding region: 164-403 (79 amino acids)
Source: RefSeq, a predicted model, not a curated record